AUGGCUCCCCAGGGCCCUGCCUCCGCAUUCGAGAGCGAAACCUUUGGUCAAGAUGCAUCCUUCCGACUCGAACAGCCCGUUGGAUCCAUGUCCAUUUCCCCAAGCGGUCGAGAUGUUGCCCUGGCUUCUAAGGAAGGACUUCACAUUAUCGACCUAGAUUCGCCCUAUUCACCUCCUCGCUAUCUUCCUCACCGCACUCCUUGGGAAGUUGCUGAUGUCCAAUGGUCCCCAUUUGCCGCCCGCGAUUAUUGGAUUAUCAGCACCUCGAAUCAAAAGGCUCUCGUCUGGAACCUGGAAGCCCGUUCAUGGCAGGACUGCAUCGAAUUCGUUCUUCAUGGCCAUACCCGCGCCAUCACAGAUAUUAAUUUCUCGGCGCAUAAUCCCGAUGUUCUUGCCACUUGUGCUGUGGACAGUUUCGUGCAUUGUUGGGAUCUCAGGGCUCCGUUGAGGCCGGUCAAUUCCUUCUCGGAUUGGUUUGCUGGCGCAACACAGGUGAAGUGGAGCCGACAGGAUGAACACGUCAUUGCCAGUUCUCACGACAAGUUUCUCCACAUCUGGGACGCUAGAAAUGGAGCUUAUCCUGUCAAGACAAUUGAAGCACAUGGAACAAAGAUUUACGGAGUCGAUUGGAAUCGGUAUCAGCCCCAAAAAAUUGUCACUUGUUCUCUGGACAAGACGAUCAAGUUCUGGGAUUUUGAUAAUCCGGAGGAUCUGCCAGAGCGCAUUAUCGAAACUCCAUUCCCGGUCUGGAGAGCGCGUCAUACUCCGUUUGGAUGGGGGCUUCUGGCUAUGCCACAACGCGGGAACAGCGACUUGCACCUUUACGAUCGUCGGGCCAUGAACGGGGUCCUCGAAAGCGGACCAGUUCGUCCGGUCGCAACAUUUGCGGGACAUGAAGGCCAAGUCAAAGAAUUCCUGUGGCGUCCGCGAGGUACGAUCGUGGAUGGUGUGGACCAUCGAGAUUUUCAGCUCGUGACCUGGGGUACGGACCGAGAAUUGAGGCUGCAUGCUCUUGAUUCAGAGGUUUAUGCCGAUAUUGGCUAUGAAAAGGGAGUUUCCAAAGUUCAACGUUUGAAUUUCACGCGGAAAGGCGCCGUUUACCGGACCUUUCGAGAUGAGCCCGGAGACACUGAUUCCCUAUUAUCGGAACCGACCCCUCGAAGCGAAAACUUCCUUCGAUCCAGUCACAAUUUGCAGUUUCGUGCUCGCGUGAGCACAAACGUGGGCAUGAGUAAAGUGCCGGUGUCACAGUUUCGAGGUUGGGUACAAGGAGGUCGUCAUGCUCAUAGAUCAGGCAUGCACGGGCGAGGCAACCAUCGACAGAGUGCCGAUCCUAUAGCGUGGUUGAAGAAUGUGAAGAUAUCCUCUUGGGAUCCUGAUGCUCUAGCAGAAGAGAUUCGACAAGUCGGCGAGAAAUUCAAGAACGUGGACUUUGAGGCGGUUGACAUCUCUCGUCGCAAGGCUGUCAUGUCUUUGCAGGCGCCUUGGGGUGAAGACCAGAGUCAGGUUUACCUCAGAGUGGAAAUGCGGUUUCCGAAGUUAUACCCUCGAAAUGCCAAUGCGGUGCUUUCUUUGCACAAAUCUGGAUUUGUGGAUGACUCGACGCAUAACAUCAUCACAACGGGACUCCACACCAUUUCAGAAACGUAUGCUUCGAGGAAAAGAGGGUGCCUUGAGGCUGUCCUUCGAUAUCUCCUCCGGGAGCAGAAUCUAGAGCAGAUCGUGGCAUGGGUGCUCGGAGAAUCGUUGACUGAGUCGAAAGUAUUGGACACCGGCACUCCUAUCCCAGUGGAUGAUUCUAGUAGCGACGAUGAUGAUCAACUGGACGGCGUGCGAGACGGACUGGAUGCGUCGGCAAAUAUCUUGGUGCCACUGGCCAAAGGCUGUGGAGCAUUGUGGUCUGAAACGGGAAAACUCGUCUGCUUCUUUCCCGCGAAAGGAAAGGAACCCGUUUCGUUCCUGAGCACACUCGGUGUUAGAGAUCUCGAAGACUCAGAAUCAAGCAGGUUGUUUGAAGGAUUCGGACGUUUACAUGCUAGCUCACCGGCGCGCAAAGCGACAUCAGGGACGAAAACAGCCGACGACGACUCCGGAUCCGAGACCUCGGACUCUUCUUGGAAAUCUUCCAGUGGCUCUUCCUCCUCUUUCGAAACUGAGCAAAAUGUCCGUGGCGUCCCGUCAUACCGCGCUGGCGUCUCUGGAUUGCAACAACGUUCUAGAUCUCCCGACAGAUCAAAUCAUUCCACGACAGGAAUCAAUAAAUUGACCGAGGUUCCUCGAAAAAGUGUUGUGUCGAUUCACGAUUUCGUUGAUCUCAUCCCUUCGAAACGCGAGUUGGCAGUGGAAUAUAAGAUUUUCGGAAAUGGCCAAGAAGUCUGCAAGCAUAAUGCAAAUGUUGCUCGAAAUGCUUCUUUGAACGAUCUCGCCUCUGCGUGGACACUGUUGGGACUGGUUCUAGAUGACGCUGUUCCGUUAGAAGUCGUACCCGACCUGAGCCAGACUGCAGCGGAUGAUAUUUCAAUCAUCGCAAGGGCUGCGGCCAGGAUCCCGCGCCGUGACCAUGGUGUUACUGAUCUUAAGAGCGACAAGGCUCUGGGGAGAACACGCUGGGGGAAUCAUCCUUUGGGAUCGACCUAUCUUCUCCCCGCGAUCUUCGACCAUUUUGAGAGGCUUGGAGACGUACAAAUGCUUGCUAUGAUGUCUUGUGUCUUUGCUUCCGUUCUCAAUGUUAGACUAGGAGAUUUCGUCGCCGAGUCACUCACAUCUCCCUCAAACGAUGGUUCACUCAUUCGAUCCGAUUACUUUCCGUCAAAGGCUGUGGCGAAAUCAUUCCUGCAGAGCGAAGUCGCCCCGGAAGGAUAUGUGCUCAUCGAUUCGAUCAACGUCCAUCCAAACCCGACCAUGCACACCUCAGCAAGCGGUCCGACUCUUCACAGUCAACGAAGAACAUUCAAUAGCCUAAGUCGUCAAGGAAGCCAACUAUCAUCUCGUGCAGCUGGCUUCGUGGCUGAUGAUUCAAUGGACCAAGCCUCACCCUAUUCGACCACCAUACCGGUUUCGACGUCUCCUGAGGGAAACCAACCCAGCCACAGAACGACCUCUAGCAUCGUAUACUCCUCAGCCCGUGCAAGUCUGUCUGCCCUAACGCAAUCAUACUCCAACUCGCCACCAAAUCAGAGCUCAGCGUCUGGUUUCGCAUCCAGUUUCAAAAAAUACAGUCCUUCCGGCUCUUUAGCUCCUGGCUGGGUUUCUUCUGGAAUCUUUGGUGGGACACAAAGCGGCGGCAGCAACCAGUCAUCACGGAUGUCCUUCCACAGCACUAGUGAAGCAGCCAGUCAAGACAGCCACGAUAUAUGCAUGCGCACAUCCUUUCCAUCCUCCGCUCUUCGCACUUCCCACAAGGACAGAAUUGCCGCACAGUCAGGAACGAGCCGGCGAACCGUCAAGCCCGUCACAGCUUCUGACGUGUCGGAACACACUCAGCAAGAAAAGAAACCUGGCAAAAAGCGCAAAGGGUUCAAAACUCACCUCUUCAAUCAAGACAAGUUCGACCUCGACGGAUACUCGUCGUCGCCACUAUUGGACCCUGUCCUCGACAGUAAAUGUCGAAUCUACCGAGCAUGCUACGCGAGUAUACUUGACGUGUGGCAAUUAUACAUGCAACGGGCCGAAAUCCUCAAAUUCGACGGUCUAGUUGCAGAAACUAAUAUUGGAUCUAGCCAUCCCCUAGCGUCUGUUCCCGGCCCACCACAACCUCAUCUCCCCGGCCGACCUAGGAGAAAAACCCUAAUCUCUGCAUCUCGCGGCACAAGCCCAAGCCUUCACAUUCGUCGCUGCUGUCGUGCGUGCGGCGAGCCACUCGAGCCCAUCGAGAAGAACAACAUCCCUAUCGGCUGGCACUGCGUGAAUAUCGAAUGUACGGCUUCAACCUCCUUCUCGUCAGGGUCAUCGGCAUUCAAGGUCCCCAAACGAAGCGUCUGCGCCAUUUGCAAUACCUCGGUCCAAGGCUUAGCUGUCCCAUGCUUGUCGUGUGGGCAUUUGUCCUGCUACGAGUGCGCGAGGGGAUGGUUUGGAAAGAAGAGUGGAAAGAAAUUAGAGUCCCGAAGACUUUCGGACGAAACUGUGCAGCCUUCGUCGCCUACAGAUUACGGGGAGAAUGAUUCGAAAAUCGAUGUCGAUGUCGAACUUUGUCCUGACACCGGCAUGACGAAUGAACACAAUACCUGCCCUACAGGCUGCGGCUGUCCCUGUGCAUUACUGUCCUCGAUUCCAGUACCAUAUCCUCCUUCCCUACUCGAUGAACUGGAGCCAGAAGGAAACCCUCUCCCAACGAACACGCCUGCGGUCUUGCAACGCAACUACGCCCACAUCCUUGGCCUCACCAGUGCCAGUAACAUUGACAGCGGUAGUGACACCGGCAUACACCGCUCAGCAAGUUUUCUCGCACCCUCCAGCUCUGACACCGCUUCCCUUGCUGGUAUUGUUGGAGGUACGGGUACAGAUAAAGCUCUCUCCGCCUUCCUGGCCCUGACGCAGGCGCAUCAGCGCUCGAAAUCCGUCACUACGACCGCUACCACGAACGCCACUACAUCAUCCAACCCCAACCCUACAGCACAGGGGAGGCCGUCCGUACCCACCACCGCUGACGUACACAACGCCAACGGUGCGGGGAUUGCCGUUGAUGAGGAUACUACCACCGAUGUCCCUCCCACUAGCUCGGGUACAGGUCCAGAAGACGAAAUGCCAAAUCCCUGGACAAAUAUCAAAUUGCCCCCCACGACACUAGGUCGAGGUAUCGGCGGCGGAUUGAGUCGGGGACUAAGUUCUAAGGCAAGUAACGCGACAAUAAGGAGGGUUAAAUGA
Messenger RNA from Rhinocladiella mackenziei CBS 650.93, 4863 nucleotides. RefSeq lists its product as uncharacterized. The transcript has a single exon. Gene Ontology annotation, molecular function: protein binding. The coding region runs from base 1 to 4863 and encodes 1620 amino acids. The record is from RefSeq and is a predicted model, not a curated record. Lineage: Eukaryota; Fungi; Ascomycota; Eurotiomycetes; Chaetothyriales; Herpotrichiellaceae.